AUGUAACGACUGUAGGUUUAUACAUAAUAAUAAUAAUAAUAAUAAUAAUAAUAAUAAUAAAGGCUCUCAAAAUAGCAUUAAGUUUGAUUAUUGUUAUUAUUUUUGCUGACUGGAAAUUUACUCUUGGGUUCGUAAAUAUGGAAAUAAGUAAUUUGCCUGAAAUGCCCCCAUGGAUAAUGCAGCAGUUUACACCCUUUUAGUUCACGAAUACUGCUAGCCUGCUGCUAUCACUUAAUGAUAAUAAUAAUAAUAAUAAUAAUAAUAAUCAGCAGCAGCAUAUGGACGAUUAUGGAUUUAGUUUGAAAAUUUAUAUUGUCCGUUUAUCUAUCUAUCUAUCUAUCUAUCUAUCUAUCUAUUUACCCAGUUAUCUAUUGCUGUAGGAAGAUUUGGAAGAAUUUAAACCAUUUUAAGGAACUGCGUAAUUUCCCACCAGCAUUCUGGCAGCAGUGUGUGGUAUUAGUGUGGCUUGGGUCUUUAAUUUCUCAGAGAUAAUUGCUUAUUUGUGGUGUGUGAGCUCAGUGGCCAGCCUGUCUCUCACCUCCCCCCUCUCUAAUGAGCGCGCUGUAAAACUGCAGAGGCGCACAGAAGAGCUGCUGCAGAUCGGACACACACUUCAGCCUCAUCACACACACCACACACACUUCUCUCCUGUGUGCUCCUCUGCUAGACCAAGAGCUGUGGAGCAUCCUGGCAUCUCUCUGACCAUGGAACAUAGUUUAAUGCCGCGCUCUUUAUGGACCAACGACAGCAAAUUUCUCCACCAUCAUGUCCCUGAUUUCUUCACCAGUGUCCAGGUUACACAGGACAUACCGGCCGGAGUGUCCUUCGGUCCCUGUGUGCUUCAUAAUACUUUUUAUGACACAAUAGCGUUCAUCGCCUUGAAGUCGUUUGACAGAGGAGGGAAAUCCUAUGUGUUCAGGGUAGAUCCGGAUGCACUGAAGAGUUCUCCGUUAGUGGUUCCUUGGCUCAGGUUGGUGCAGGCUGCUGUGGACGCAGAAGAGCAGAACACAGAGGCCUAUCUGAAGGGCGGCCAGCUAUACUUCCGCACCAUCCGAGACAUUACCCAAGGGGAGGAACUGCUCGUCUGGUACGACGAGGAGCUGUCUCAUCUUUUGGGCUUCAGCGACAUUAAAACCAGGGCCCUGACAGAUGGUUACUCGUGUGGGAAGUGCGGACAGGCGUUCAAGCACGAAAACCCUUUUCUGGCUCACUGUCGCUUUCUGUGCGCUCAUGUAAAAGCGGACACACUGCGAGGAGACAGCGAGGAGAGACGCGCUGAAACGCGGAGACAGCGCAGUGUCACUGACUUUCACAACAUCGCCAGGGACAUGGAACACAAAAAGCCGGGCUUCUCAGAGGAUCGGAAAAGAAGACACGAGGAAGCCCUGAGUCCCAGAUGCAGAAAACCUGUUUUGCUGGAGAAAAAGAACAUGGCCAAUCACAAUAACCUGACACACGUCCACAAAGACUAUCCACAUGACCAGGAGUUUACGGAACCGACCAUCAAAGUCUCCAGCUCUCCAACUUCCAAGUUAAAAAGCGCCAAAAGCAGUGCGUUUGCAGAGAUCAAGAAAGCGAAAUCGGAACAGCCAUCCAACACACAGGAUAAAACCCAGGAAAAUCCAUCCGUUUCGACUUUACACUUGGACAGACAGGCUGCUUUGGGCCUUCAGUACGACUCUAGUGCCUUCUUGCUCUGGAGUGCGCAUGCGGAGCAAAAGAGCGCUUUCUGCAAACCCAGUAAGCUCAGCAUCACUGAGGACCAGCCGCAUCACAGACCCGUUGGCCCUUCAGAUGAUGUUUCAGAACAGGCAGCUUUGGGAUACAGAAAUAUGUUGUCGUCUCACUUGUUUCAAGGCGACCUGUCUAGCACACAGACAGUCUCACCGGCUCCCCUGGGCGCAGCGGGGUCCUUCCAUUACGCACCGGAAGUGUGGUGCAGGAACAUCAGCGGCCCUUUACAGCACACCUCCUCCCUCACUCUUCUUCCACCUACUCUCAGCUCUCUGGGUGUCACGGUGCAGAACUGGUGCGCUAAGUGCAACCUCUCCUUCCGGAUGACUUCGGACUUAGUGUUUCACAUGCGCUCGCACCACAAGAAGGAGUUCGCCGCCGAGGCUCAGGGUCGCAGGAGAAGAGAGGAGAAACUCACCUGCCCCAUCUGCCAUGAGUACUUCCGCGAACGUCAUCAUCUCUCGCGUCACAUGACUUCACAUAACUGAACGAUUGGACUAUAAAAAAUGUUUUCGGACUGUUUUAGGCUCGUCAGCUCAUGCGAUUAUUAUAGAGACAUAAUAGAGAGACAUGACUCAAGUAGCUGCUGCUGAAUGUUAACAGGCCAAAUGACACAAUGAGACCUGAAUACAGCAAUGGCAAAUUUGAAGUAGCCCAUAGUCUAACAUAAGCAGAACUAAGAUCCAAAUAGCCUAUGGUAAUUUUCAUAUACUAUUUAGAUCCCUUAUUAACCUGAAGUGAUAAUUAAUUAAUUGGUUAAUUGAUUAAUUGAUUAAUUAAUUCAGUAGGAUAAAAAAAUCAGCAGUCUAAUCUGAUCAUUUGCUGAGGUGUUAUUUUUUCCUCCUGUGGUCAAAGUUCUAAAUGUUCUCUAAAUGAACACCCAAGACCAGUACUGAACUUUCUGUGGGUGCCAUGAAUCUCCACAAGAUGGCCACAGAGCUCCACAACACAAUUUCCAGUUCACAUAUCAUGACCUUAGUUUUCUAUCUGUCUUUCUAUCUGUCCAUUCAGUGAAAGGGGAAACUGAACCAUACAAUACUAAUGUCCCAAUAUGGCUGCGACUAAUAGGCCUACUGAGUUACAGUAGAUAGUGCCUUAUAAAUCUCAGGUUUGAAAAUAUAGAGCUAUGUCUAGACAUUUCACUAACUUUACUAGCAAACUGACUAAUCCAUGAGUAGGGUUUAUUUAGCUUUUUUUCCUGUUUUGUUUUGAUUAUAGUUGUUGCACUACUGUAAUUUCUUCCUAUGUAGGGUAUAGGGCAUGUUCAGUGACACUUUCAUCAUUAUAAAGUCACUUUCACCUUCACCACAAGGGACAAAAAUAUGUAUUUAUUUGCAAACUUUUUUUUUUUUUGUAAAAUGGUGUCUAUAGUCUUUAUAUAUUUGGUGAUACAUUAUGUCAGUAAAAGUCAUACUUUAAAAACUGCAAGAGUUUGGCUUUUAUUCUUAAUUGUCCUUGUAGUUGCGAAGUACCCGUUAAAGCUUAAGGAUUAUAAGAUAUUUUAAAUGAAUUGUUGAAAAUAUCUAUCCAAGUAAUGAAGCUAGAUUUCUGCAUAUGGAAAGAGGCUAGAUUUGCAUAAUAAUAAUAAUAAUAAUAAUAAUAAUAAUAAUAAUGGGCUUACUUACAAUUCAUUCAGUCAACAAGAAAUGACUUUUUGUGUUAUGUCUCAUCUGAAUUGAAGGUUUAAAACAAUAAAGAAGUUGAUUUUUAUCAUGGCUUGUCAUACAAUGAUCCAUUGUCCAGAAUAUCAUUUAAAGACCUUCAAGAUGCUUCAAGCUCAACUUGAAAUGGUAUUAACAUUAUCCACUGUAAUUCAACUUGACUGUGAUUGGAAAAUGUAUAUGUUGUGGAGAACUCUGCAAAAUAUCUUCAAGGGCAAGAAGAACAAAUUGUGCUCAUCUAUUUCCCAUGAUUUUCAUUUGACAUGCUCUUACAGGUGAUACACAUUGAGGUGAACAGAUGGGAUUUAGGAAGUAAAAUUAGUAAUCAUUACAGCAUUUAAAUAUACUCUAAAUACAGGCUAAUAUCAUUCUACUGAUACCGAUAUUUUGCAAAUAAAUCUUGUGUCAGUGGUUGACGUUUCUCAAAAAGGAACUGAAUAUUGCUUUUCUUUUUCUUUUUUUAUGCCUAUUAGAUAUUAGAGGAUGCAGUAUGCAUUGUCGAAAAGACCCAUUAUUGUGAAAUGCACAAGAAGAUAAACAGGAAAUGAUCUUCUGAUUUAUUAUAAGAAUUAAGUCAAUUAUAUACAACUUACAAAUUCAUGUUUCUUAAUGUUAAGUAGGGUAUAGCCUACU
Molecule: messenger RNA, 4028 nt
Organism: Pangasianodon hypophthalmus (striped catfish)
Lineage: Eukaryota; Metazoa; Chordata; Actinopteri; Siluriformes; Pangasiidae
Gene: znf488
Product: PR domain containing 8
Exons: 4
Coding region: 705-2222 (505 amino acids)
Biological process (GO): regulation of DNA-templated transcription
Cellular component (GO): nucleus
Molecular function (GO): protein binding
Source: RefSeq, a predicted model, not a curated record